Messenger RNA from Ciona intestinalis (vase tunicate), 3196 nucleotides. Lineage: Eukaryota; Metazoa; Chordata; Ascidiacea; Phlebobranchia; Cionidae. The record is from RefSeq and is a predicted model, not a curated record.
UGGAUGUCAACACUUUCGUUUUGCAGUCUGGUUUUCACAACCGUCACCGCAGGCAGCAGGAAUUUUAGCUCACGUCAUGUGCUGGUACUUCAAGCACUCUCGCAGUCUAGAUAUACAGUAGUGUGUCUUGUAGGUAACAACUCAUUGAAGCGGAAGCAAUAGUUUGUACACAGCCGCUCAGCAUACUUGGAAAGCAUUCACAGUCUAUAUUUAGAAAGCUUAUAAACCAUAUAUUUGUUCAUAAACCAAGAGUGUGGUAUCAUAUUGACACAUUUGGUAUAUGUUUUAUAGAUCCGGUGUUAUUUUAAGUUGUGUCGCUUUCUGUAAAUGUAUAACCAUGCCGGGCGAAGAAGAAAAAAGCAAAAAGUCUGUGAGCAACUUGGCACAGAUGUUCGGACAACAGGGCGGAGGAUACAGACCUACUCCCGGACCAAAAACGGGUGGAGUCGCAAACCGAUGGAAACCGCCCCCACCUACAACGCCAGCAGAAACAAAUAAGCCUUCGGUCCCGCAAAGACAUACUAACAAUGAAAAUAACUCUACAAACGAACCAGAAUGGGCAAAGUCAAGACUAAAGCCAACAAGCAGUGCAACAAACAACAACGAAUCAAACGGAGGAAUUGCGGCGAGAAUAAAUUCGUUCGGCAAUGCAUCGUCUGCAAUCAAUAAACCAACUCUCGCUUCAAAGAACACGCCGCCGGCUUGGGCCCCAAAGGCCCCGAGCGGCCAUGCACCGGCUUGGAAAACCGCUGGGGGACCGGGUCGCUUCGGCAACAACAACAGCACAGCGGAUAGUGAGCCUAAGGCACCACAAAACAAUUCGUUUUUGCAGGAAAAACGUGCCCAAUUCUCCGCUCCUGUUGCACGUACGGGUUCGCAGGGUAAAGCGGACCAAUCGUGGAGAAAUCAACAAAAACCCAAUGAAUUUCCGAAGCCGCAGCAUCUGAACACACCUUUUAACCGCAAAAGUGACGCUCCUAAAUUACAGAAGGACUUGCCAAAUCCGCCACCUGAUCUGCCCAAGCCACCUGGCGAUAUGAUGAAGCCACAACAUAACAUGGCCAAGCCAUCUACUGAUUUUCCAAAGCCCCCCGCUGAUAAACCAAAACAGUUCUCAAGUCUGUUUCCCAAACCAGCAACUGAAAACAAGCCGAAGCCGCCACAAAACGAAAAACCGGAGCGCUUUCGGUUUCCUGAUAGCCAUGCAAACGGCGAACGAGUUCCCCACCCAACACCCGCACCAGAUGUAGAACAGAAAAUCGAAAGGAAGCCGUCGUCAUUCCUGCACAAAGUGAAACGCAACGGUCCUCCAGCCAUGAAGCAACUUCCCCCACAUGUUUACAACAAACCGCCUCCUUUAAAACCAAAAAAGCCCCCAAAUGUAAAACUACCUGGCCAAGAUUCUUCAUUUGAAUUCUUGCCCCCACCCCCGCCUGCGGCAACCUUAAGGCCUCUUCCAACCCCAGUGCCAAGAUCGUUGCCUGACCAGCCCCCUGCUGUACCAAGGGACUUCCCCAAACCUGCUUCUAUGCUUGGGUCCAAACCCCCACCCCCACCUGGCGGGCCAAGAUCCCAGCCUUCCCUCCCACCUCCACCCUCAGCACAAGAUGAUGUUUAUGAUGACACAGAUGUUCCUCCACCCCUCCCCCCACUUAUGAAACAUCACCAACAACAACAACAAGAACCAAUGGAAAUACCAACAUGGGACGAUGAAGAUGAUGAAAUAUCGGAUGCUCUUUAUGAUGAAACUCCUGACAGUAACAUGAAACGACCCAGCAUAGCUGUCAGUACCCAAAGUGAUCAGGAUGAUGAGUUGUAUGAGGAUGUUGAAACUUACCAAAAACUGAAAGCAAUGAAAAUGAAACAAGAGAAACCCAACAAAGAUGAAGACAAAAAGAAGUUAGACAAAAAGGACAAGGAAAUGAGAAAAAAAUUUAAGCUUCCAAAAGAAGGGGAGAUCACUGUGGAGAGUUAUGGAAACAUCAAGGAGGAUGCUCGUGGAGGAGGAAAAGAUCUUUGUGUCCGAGCACAGGAGAAGAUCGACAUUAUUCGGAUGAUGAAUAAUCCUAGAGGAAAAUGGUUGAUACGUAACAUGGAAGGGACAUAUGGUUUUGUUGAUUCCGACAAUGUUGACGUCAACAUGAAUGUUAUGAAGUCAACACUUCAUUCUUUUGGCAACAACAGGGGCUCAACAGUGUCACAUAACCCCCCUCAAAUACCUGAAGAACCAGAAGAAGCUAUAUAUGAUGAAACUGCUCCCGAAGAUCUGUAUGAUGAGAUUUAAUGUUGUUGUUUGCUAAAAGCUUUGAAACAAUAUGUUCACCUUACUCCGAAACAAUUGCUUCUAAAGUUGUUGUCGACAUUUUUAUUAAAUCAAAAAAAUGUAGAGACAAAAUUUUAGAUUUCUUUUAUUGCCGAAUGCAGUAUUUUAUUUUUUCGAUUAAAUGCAUUAUUCUAUUAAUCUAUGUGUCAAUUAAAGUUUAUUAACAAUUUGUUUAAAUAAGCUUUUAUUCAUUUUUGCUAUACAUUUUAAUUUUCUGAAUAUUUUAAUGACCUAUUUCAUUAUAUAACUUCCUCCUUCUUGUAUAUUAAAUUAUAGUCGAAAUUUUAGUUGAUUUCUUGACUGGCAAUCCACUGUGGAGCAAUUUUAUUGGUUGCCAUGCCACGCUGACAUUUUUUACAAUAUUUUCCAACAUCCAGUAACCAUAUGGCUGUGGGUUGAUAUUAUUUAAAGGCAAAAAUGGCCAUAUAGAGUCCUACAGCUCAAACAGUUGUUAAUGUCAAAAUUCUGGAUGGUGUUUUUAAUAUCCAGCAUUUUUUGUAUUUAUUUGUUACAUACGUGGAAAUUUGAAUAUGUUGACCAAAUCAUUCUAAAUUUACACCAAAUCAUUGUGUACUUAUACUUUCACCAAAUCAUUGUAAAUUUACACUUGAUAUAGUUGGACCAAGAUUUAGACUAUAUACAAUUUAAUGUUAGCUGUGCAGAAUUUGUAUUUUAAACACAACACAUGCACCUGAUUCUUAACGUUGGCCACUUUAGAUUCCUUGAUUCAUUUUGAUUCGUAUUUUAUAGUCCUAUAUUGUUGUUAAUUGUUUUAAUUAUGAUUCUUUAUUUACUUGUUUUCCCUACAUGCACAUGUUCCCUACAAUGAAAUUUGGGGACAAUAAACUGGAAACUGAAACGUCCAAGACAAAA